GGGAGCGAGUGAAAUUGACAUGGAUUUGCAUUCUUGGUCAUGCGCUUGUAUUUUUUUUUUCUUUCUUUCGUCACUUGCUAUCAAACAUCGCUGGUCUUGUUGAUGUUGCUUUCCCCUUAAUUCUAUGCAUGUUGGUUAAAUGAAUACCUGACGAAAAGGGCCCACGUUCAAGCAGUGAAAUUUGAUAGCUGAGAGGAAAAGUGGCUUUAAUGAAAAGCAACCUUUGGAAUUCCUGCUUGUGAAAAUUCCGAUUCAGCUUUUUUUGUUUGUUAUUGCAGCAAGACAUGAUCAGUAGCACCAGUGUUUAUGGCUUAAAGAUGCAGUGGACCCAGGAGCAUGCACAGUGGGCAGAACAGCACUUUGACAUCACCUCAACCACCCGCUCUCCAGCACACAAAGCAGAGGGAUAUAGAGGCCACUUACAGCGUACCUAUCAAUAUGCCUGGGCCAAUGAUGACAUUUCUGCACUGACUGCUUCAAACCUUUUGAAAAAAUAUGCAGAGAAGUACUCUGGAAUCUUAGAAGGUCCGAAUGAAAGGGUCAUACUGAGUACUUAUUCUGAGGUAGCUCCAGGACUUGUAAAUGGAAGGAAGAAUGAUAAUGACUCCUGGCAGUCGCCUUUAAACUCAGAAGGGGUUUAUUCUAUGAACUGUGUUCCUGACGUUAUUACUGCAAGUAAAACGGGAGUGACAACCACCCUGCCUCCAGCAGAUGUAUCUGCCAGCAUUGGCAGCUCUCCUGGGGUAGCCAGCAACCUGACUGAGCCCAGCUAUUCCAGCAGCACCUGCGGAAGCCACACUGUAGCCAGUCUUCAUUCUGGAUUGCCGCCUCAGGAAUAUGCUGCAGGUUAUAACGGCUCUUACCUACAUUCAAGCUACAGUGGCCAGACAGCACCUACACUUCCAUCACCUUUGCACAGCUCUGGACUUUUGCAGCCACCACCUCCUCCCCCUCCUCCAACCCUGGUGCCAGGCUACAAUACUGGCUCCCCUAACCUCUCCAGCUACAAUUACACUUCUGCUGGCUACCCUCCACAGACCUCUGUUGGCCCUGGUUAUAGCCCUGGAGGGGCCCCUCCACCUUCUGCUUACCUGCCAUCGGGUAUCCCUGCCCCAACUCCCCUUCCUCCUCCCACCGUUCCAGGUUACACCUAUCAGACCCACAGCCUUGGGCCAAUUGCACCGACACCUCUAAACAGCAGUUCAGCCAAUUCUCUGAAAAGAAAAGCUUUUUAUAUGACAGCGCAAGGAGAAAUGGACUCCAGUUAUGGAAACUUCAGCUACAGCCAACAACGCUCAGCUCAAAGCCCUCUGUACAGAAUGCCUGACAACAGCAUUUCAAACACAAGCAGGGGGAAUGGAUUUGACAGAAGUGCUGACACGUCAUCUUUAGCAUUUAAGCCUGCGAAGCAGCUGAUGUCCUCAGAUCAGCAACGGAAAUUUAGCAGCCAGUCUAGUAGGGCCCUAACCCCUCCAUCCUAUAGUUCUGCGAAAAACUCCUUGGGAGGGUCACGGUCGAGUGAGCAGUUUGGAAAAUUUGCAUCAAUGAGUGAGCAUAGCGAUGAGCACAGACAACAUCUUUCCCACCCAAUGCAAGGACCGGGAAUCCGCACAGCUACCUCAUCCACCCGCUCUGCAGACGAGCAACUGAAGAACACCGACCCACACCUCGUUGAACUUGUGACCAAUGAGAUCAUCAACCAGGGACCUCCUGUGGACUGGAAUGACAUUGCUGGACUUGAUCUGCCCAAGGCCAUUGUAAAGGAGGAGGUUUUGUGGCCUAUGCUGGGGCCUGAUGUUUUUAGUGCUUUACCUCGGAGCAUUCUUUUAUUCGGACCUCAGGGAACGGGCAAAACGUUAUUAGGCAGAUGCAUAGCCAGUCAGUUGGGUGCUGCUUUUUUUCGAAUCAGUGGCUCAGCCCUGGUAACAAAAUGGUUAGGAGAAGGUGAGAAGAUUGUUCAUGCCUCUUUUCUUGUAGCACGAUGUCGUCAGCCUUCUGUGAUUUUCAUCAGUGAAAUUGACAUGCUGCUUUCGUCACAAUUGAGUGAGGAAAACCCAGUGAACAGAAUUAAAACUGAGUUCCUCAUGCAGUUAGACCGUGUUUUGACCUCUUCUGAGGACCAAAUUGUGAUCAUCUGCUCCACAAGUAAACCAGAGGAAAUAGAUGAAUCGGUGAGAAGAUAUUUCAUGAAACGACUUCUCAUCCCAUUACCAGACAGCACAGCAAGGCACCAGAUAAUCAUUCAGCUGCUCUCACAGCACAACUAUUGCCUCAACGACAAAGAGGUUGCACUGCUUGUUCAGCGAACAGAGGGCCUCUCUGGACUUGAUGUUGCUCGGUUGUGUCACGAUGCAGUGGUAGGCCCUCUCCAUGCCAUGCAGGGCACUGACCUUUCAGCCAUUAUGCCUAACCAGUUGAGGCCAGUAACUUACCAAGACUUUGAAAAUGUUUUUUGCAAGAUUCAGCCUAGCACAUCACAGAAAGAACUUGACAUGUACAUUGAGUGGAACAAAAUGUUUGGUUGUAGCCAAUGAAGCGAUCAAGCAAAUCUGGCCAAACAAACCUGCCACAGAGGUUUUCCAGCUGGAAAGGGGCUGGAAGGACAAUGGUGACCCUGGCACCUUAAUGUGUCAGAAUAGACUGCAAGGAGAAGCAUUAAACAAGAGCUGUUGAUCUGUAAGCAACAUGUUUGGAAAGCUUAUGUUGAUGCUUGAUUCUGUUGAAGCCAGGCAUCGCUUACAGAGGUGCAAGUGGGUUGACUUCAAGGGGACACAAACCCUGUGUGUGUUUAUAUCAUUCUGCUGUUCUUGAGAUUUAGUUGCUAUCAAGUGCCUGAAGUGGUGCUUUAUUUUUUGUUUGCCUCACAAUCUACAUUGGUGGCAUGUGCUAAUAUAAAGAGCUUUAACUUCAAACAUUAUGGGACUAAAUGAGAGAGGUAAGCUGUUUUAAUAGGGGACAGUAAGUCAGGAUUUUUGUCAUUAUGAGAGCAACAGUAUUCCUCAAUCAUGCCUGUUCUGCAGUAUCAGCUGAGAAAAAUAAAAUAAAUAAAAAUAACGAUAAUGAAAAAAUAGGGUAUUGGUAAUCUGGACCUUAAUUUCCAUAGUUCAUUUAUUUUAAUGUUCUGUCUGCAAAAACUCAGGAAAGUGAUUGUGAUUUGUACAGUACCUCAAAGGAAUGUGUUGAAAGCACUAUGUACUGCUGAGAGUUCUAGGCUAGGCUAAGCUAGGCUUCUGUUUUACUUUCUAUAAAUGUAUGUUUACCUCAACAACUGAAAAAUGACAAGGAGAUGACUAUGAAUGUAUGAAGAUGUAUUCUGAAGUGAUGGGACAGAGUCAGUUAUAUAUUUGUUUUGUUUUUUGCUAGUGUUAACUGACAAAUGUAUCAAUAUAGUGUGUAAAUCAAUUUCCGAAGCCCUUUUUUUCUCUUCAUUAUGUAACAGUACUUAAAGCAAUGUUCUGUGAUUGCCUUUAUCCACAGUACAUGGAGGGUAAAAAAUAAUUUAGGUCAAGUUAUGAGAAGUGAAAAAAAUGACCAAACAAAAUCUAUGAAGGCACAUUAAAACAGAAUGUACUUGUUGAUCAUUUUAAUGUUGGUGGUUACUGUUGUAGCUUCUAGGUCACUUGAUUUAGGGAAGUGAAGAGGGAUGUCUAGAGGUCAAACGUGGGAAUAAAAACAAAGGCAGACACUUUCAGUAGCCAGUUACAAGUACAGUAUCUUCUUGAAGAGGGUACAGAAAUGCUCUUGCUGUUUUUAAACUAUGUGAUUCCAUUCUGCUGCUGUCAUUUGUCAUAAAUAUAAUGAUGCCGAAGGAUGGUAUAUGAUCCCUGCUUUCUUUUCUACCUCAGUUUAUUACAGUUCUCUCUGAAAGCAGAUUAUUUGAGGAUUGCUAAACAUCAAAUACUCUUUGGUAUGCUAACUUGCAGAACUGUUUUCUUUUAAACUGUAUUUUACCAUGGAGUAAGUUUUAGGCCCCUCACACUCUCUUAUACUGUAUUUCACUGACACACAUUCUGUGGAGUCUUCCUUCUGGAAAGGCCGUUAGCUGGCAUGUGUGGCAUUUUCCUCACCUCCCUCAUAGUCUUUUUAUCUUUUAAAAUGUGCAGGUCUUUUCAUGACAGUUGAUUGAUGUUUGGCAAUGUCUCUGAACAGGGGCAUUAUAUGCCACAGCAGUCACAGUCUGCAACUGCAUGAGAAGAAAAGUCUUGCUUUUGAAUGUAUUUUUGUUGUUUUUAUUAUUUUUAAAACAGUAUCAUAACUGUUCCUAAGCACUAGUAUUGUGGUAUGAGAGUGUUCUGAAAAAUAUAAAGAGCAUAAUAUGUGCAUUGAGAAAGAGUUUGUUUUUAUCCCUCCAAGAUAUUUCUUUCCAACUAGUUAAUAGAGGUGUCAUAGUAUUGCUUUAUUGCUAUUUUUUCUUUCCUUUACUUAUGUCAUGUCUCAUUUUUAUUGGUCUCUGUAAGCAAACAUUACUGGAAUUAAACUACCGUAGCAUUUAGCAACAAUUGGCUCGACCAAUUCAAUAUUAUUCGAAGUAGAUGAAUACACGUUUCAACAAAGGUGUAAACAAAAUAAUCAAAAUUGUGACAUCCCUAUUAUCUAAAGUGUAAUCUGUUGUCUGAUAACUUUAUUGUUGCAAUGUGCUGGCCCAUUAGUUGCUGUUUAUUUAGCCAUUAACAUCAUCUGCCAUUAUAUGCUGUGCUUAAUUAAAAAAAAGUGUAAACUACACAGAUAAACAAAGCCACUAAAACUACAGAACAACUUCUUAUGUAACAAAGUGCACCCUAAGCAUAUUUUGUUUUUAGUGCAUACUUUGUGUAUGUGUGUGUGUGUUUUAAUCACAUCACAUUAAGCUUUAUGUGUAUUGUCGUGAUCACCUUCACAUUACUAUAACACAAUCUCCUGCAGCAAGUUAUCUGUUAAUGAACAAUUUCCUGAAUGCCAGCUAAAACCUGGCUUAUCUGAUUUCAAUUUUCAUAUCAAUCAGCCUCUUGGCCAUCUGUACAUUUAUUACAAUGUUGCUGGUCCAGUAUUAAGUGGAAUUGCACAUACACAUCUAAUUGUCUUGUUUUACUGAAUGCAAAAUGAACCCAAGUAGUUUGUGUUCUAAAUUAAAGCUAACACAAAAACUAUUCAUCCACAUUAAAUGCUUUGCUGCCAAAUAUUUGAAAUAUUUAAAACGUUAACUAUACUAAUGGAAAAGCUAACUGAACUCGACUGCUUAAUGGAAUGUGAAGGCAGUUUACAUAAAGGAGAUGUACUUCUUAAACAGACUGUUUACCUAUUUUGGCAGUUCACAGUCCUCUCAAAUGUAAAGUGAUAGGGUUGAAUGUUUCACUCUGCACUGAGGCCAAAUAACCAUGCAGGCAAACAAGGAAUGUAGCCUACGUUAGGUCAAUUGUUAGUUGCUUGGACAAUAUCUCCCACCAGAUUUUUAAAUAUAAAACAGUACAGAGCUAGAUACUGAAAAUGUCAGAUGAGAAAAUAGACCAAGGAGAAGAUCACUUUGUUGUCUCUGAGACAUGGAUAAUACGGACAGCCCAGGGUCAACAUUGCCGCAGAGCUGCGAGAGACUAGAAUUCAGCUUAUAGAAUGUUAAUAUUUAUAGAAAAAAUAUAUAUAGUACACUAAGGUUGUAAGCACAUUCAUUCCUUCUCAUUUUGUUGACACUUCAAAAUCACUUGAAUUUAUUUCCAAACCUAAAAAUAUUUGUGUUUUCAUUUUGUAUAAAAGUAAGGAUUGUUGUUGUUGUUGUUAUUAUUAUAAUUAUUAUUAUUAUUAUUAUUAUUAUUAUGUAUGUUUUAUAAUCAAGCAUUGUUCUUUAUAACCAUUCUACCUCAUUGCUACAUAUUGUACAUGUAGUAUUUAUUUUAUGUCUGUUUUUGAAUGUCAUGCAUUUGUAAAAAAAAAAAAAAAAAAAACUCUAACAGUCUACCUCAGUACUGAACAGUAUUAACAACAGAGAUCAGUGUAGAUAAUGCACACAAUUACUUGGGGUAUUGACUGACAUAAUUAUACUCACUACAUCAGUGCAAUGGUGGACUGUAUAGGUCUUUUCCAAGGUCUUUCUUAAUGCAAAUUCAUAAUGCAUGUUGGCUUCAUCCUUUGAGAAUUGUUGUGUGUGUCUAUUGCGCUAUUCUUCAAGUCAAUUUAAAUGUAUUUGCUUGUAUACUGAGAUACAAAACAUUAAUUAAAGAUGUUUUUGUUUUUUUAAAACCUUCAUUUUGUGCACUCAUUUUGUAUCUACACAUAGUCUAUUCUAUACAAAGCACACAAUAAAUAUCUUUCCUUUAGCUAUCAUUCCCAUUGUGAGUGCAUAUACAAAAUGUAACCCUUUACUCUUUUGAUAAGGCUAGGCAAGAAACACUCAAAUACUACUAGACGGAAUUGUCAGUCUAACAUCAUUGACUAUUUUGAUAUUGUUUUUAAAGAUCAUACUAAUUCUAAACAAAAGUUAACGAGACCUAUUUAUUAAGAAUUAUUUCUAAAAGACCUAUACAGUGCACAUGCAUAUUUCCUUUAUCUUAUAUGGCUGUGUAUUUUGCAAUUACAAAUUCAUUUUUGUUGUACAUUUAUUUUACAUUUGCUGAAACUAAAUGUGUUGUUAUUAAAAAUGUAACAAUCCAUAUCUCUCAGAAAAAAGACAAACGUAAAAUGAUGAAAGCUUAAAUUAUCCAUCACUUGCAUAAUGAAUUAACAUAAUUUGUGGACAGUAUUAAUGGAAAUGAGACAUUUCUGCUUAGCUUUUUUUCUUCAUUAUUUUGAUGGUAUCAUUAUAUGGUUGAUCGUCUGUGCGUAGGAAGCUGCUGUACAAUUAACUUGGAGAUCUGAACAUGUUGCAAUGCAUUUUGUCCUCAAUGCAGUUUCAAUUGUAAUUUGUUGCAUCUCAUUUUCUUGGAUGUAGGCACUGUAAUGUUUAAAAAAAAAAAAAAAAAGAGAGAAA
Acipenser ruthenus (sterlet) is the source of this 6937-nucleotide messenger RNA. Its product is annotated as fidgetin-like. Bases 285 to 2534 code for a protein of 749 amino acids. The transcript has 2 exons. The record is from RefSeq and is a predicted model, not a curated record. Gene Ontology annotation, molecular function: ATP binding; ATP hydrolysis activity; microtubule severing ATPase activity. Lineage: Eukaryota; Metazoa; Chordata; Actinopteri; Acipenseriformes; Acipenseridae.